This is a messenger RNA of Aspergillus saccharolyticus JOP 1030-1, 1519 nucleotides long. RefSeq lists its product as uncharacterized. The coding region runs from base 1 to 1254 and encodes 417 amino acids. The record is from RefSeq and is a predicted model, not a curated record. The transcript has 2 exons. NCBI's taxonomy places the organism in Eukaryota, Fungi, Ascomycota, Eurotiomycetes, Eurotiales, Aspergillaceae.
AUGGUCGCCAAUGGGACUGAAACGGCGGGCUGGGUGGAUGCCCCCAAUGUCCGAGGGAGCAUUGACAUCCUCUGGGGCUGCGGCUUGGUGCUCUCCACCGCGCUGUGGACGGUCCUGCACUUGAACAUCCCCGGCCCGAACGACAGCUUCCUGGCGAACAUGUGCCGGAAGAUCCGCUGGGGAAUGUUGGCCAUCUUGGCCCCGGACCUGCUGGUGUACUUCUCCGCCAUGCAGUGGGAGGCGGCCCAGCAGGCGGUGCGCCAGAUGCACCGGCUUGGAUACAAGCACUGGACGUUGAAGCACGCCUUCUACGCCAACAGCGGCGGCUUCGUGCUGCGCUCGAUCGACUACCGCCCCUUCCCGAUCACCUCCGCCGCGCUGCAAUACCUAGUCGAGGCGGACUACAUCGAGUGUCCGACCAUCACCGAAGAGGAGAUCUGGGACAAGAGCAAGGCCGACACCUUCGCGAAAUGCGUCGCCUUGGUCCAAACCCUCUGGUUGGCGGUUCAGUCCAUCGCCCGCGUGAUCCAGGGGCUGGCCGUGAGCCCGCUCGAGCUCUUCUCGCUCGGAUUCGUCCUGUCGACCAUGAUGAGCUAUUACUUCUGGAUGCACAAGCCCCAGAACGUCAGCGUCCCCACCUACCUCGAUCUGAAGUACGGCAGCGUUCAUGCCAUCCUGGCCCAAGGCGGCGCGGGGAGCACCCCCGUCGACGAAUUCCAGGACACCCCGCUCGAUUUCGUCGAGAAGCCGCUGCAGCGGUGGCACCGACGCCCAACCUUAGAAAAAUUCGGGCGCGAGGAAGAAGGUCCCCUGCAGCGCAUGCCCGACGACAAGAUCCCCGUGACCGACAUGAGCCGCCAGACCUGGGUCUUGGUGACCGUGCAGGCGAUGAUCCAUCCCGCCAUCCACCUCCUCGGGUGGAACCACCUGUUCCCGACCCCGACGGAGCGGCUGUUGUGGCGGAUUGGUGCUCUGACCCUGGCGUCGGGCCUGCCGCUUGCGACCACGGUGCGCGUGGCCCUGACCGCGCUGGGGUUCAAGGGCCAUCGCUCGCUGACGUAUAUCUGGAUCCAGCCGACGGAGCGACCGCCCGGCUGGAAGCCCUGGGUCCUCGAUAUCAUCUCUACCAUGAUUAGUGGCUGCUUGGUCCCGGCGAGGCUGUAUAUCAUCAUCGAGGCGUUCAUCAGUCUGCGAAGGCUGCCAGUUAGCUCGUUUCAGACGGUGGAGUGGACGAACUUCAUUCCGCAUGUGUGAGGCGUGAUUCGGUGUGGGAGAUGAUACACUAGCUAUACUUGUGGAGAGUGGGGCUUUGGAGCUGAUAGAUAGCUAUGCUUGCGGGAGACGUAUAGCUUGGGAACCGAACCCAAACACGAACCCCACCCCUCGCUUCUUGUGCCAGGAGCAGGAGAACACUCGAACGCAGUCAACAGCGAACACAUCGGUAAUACUGUACCGGUCACAACAAGCGUCUCACUCCCGACCCCGCACAAUCCCUCGCAUUAGCGACAAUCCUUCACGG